Molecule: messenger RNA, 1604 nt
Organism: Filobasidium floriforme
Lineage: Eukaryota; Fungi; Basidiomycota; Tremellomycetes; Filobasidiales; Filobasidiaceae
Exons: 12
Coding region: 62-1567 (501 amino acids)
Source: RefSeq, a predicted model, not a curated record
UCACUUUCCAACUCAUCGUACAUACACGGAAGCGCAGGAUCGCCCCUCUAUUUCCUGAGAGAUGGCCUCCAUAAGGGAUGCGAACCUCUACACCCUCCUGAUCAGGCCUUCCCCGGACUAUCCCAAUGUGCUUCAACUCAUAGACAGUUCCCGGGGUUCCGAGGUCCGGUACCUGCGAGUCAAAGAAGACAACUCUGUAGGACCGGAUGGAAAACCAAAGUUGGAGUAUGCCGCUGGAGGAUACGAUGCAGGGUUAUAUGACGCAUAUACGAACGCAAAGCUGGCUUCGGUUAGCGCAUCCAGCUUGAAGGCGAAGAGCAGAAAGCUCGAGCUGCACAGUCCAGAUAUACAAUUGCCUUUCGGAUUCUCGGGAACAUUGUCAUUCGAAUGGACAUUCACGUUCGAAGGCCACAAAUUCAGGUGGAACCGCCCCACAUUCCAUUCCUCCGAUUACGUCUGCUCUUUGGACCGGAAACCGGACCCAAGCGUUCAGCUCUGCUUAGGAAGAGAACCCGCAAAGGGGAAAGACGGAAUCAUCCAACUCUUGGAUUAUAACCUCGAGCGAUUCGAGUUCGAGGACAAGAAAGGACUGGAGAUUGCCAUGUAUACUUCCUUGUUGUCCAUCCUAGACGCCGCGGAAGAAAGACUCGCAGCUAGAGAUGGCAAACCCACCGUCCAGCCGAAAGUCGCGACUACAGAAGCAAGCGGUGCGAAUCCGGGACUAUCGAAAGGAGGUCGAAGAGAAAGCGCAGGAAAGGCUGUCGGUACGGAUGACAUGUCAGGUGCUAACCCCAACGAGCUGUUCGUCCGAGCUGACGGGUCGACAACGGAGUACUCGGCAAGGGCGGUCUCCCUUUUGGCGGAUCCUAGCGUGCUUUUCAUCAUCAUCAAGACCCGACAAGCAGAGGCCGCACAGAAAGCCGUCGAGGUGGCCGAUGCGACAAAGAGGGCAAGACAUCGAGCUGGCCUGGAUCAGGAUUCGAGGGGUCUAUACCAGUAUGUCGUGGAGGAAGAGGUCAAAUCUGCUCCGCGGGUCGCGAGUGGUCAACAAGGCCCUCGAGUGAUCGACCUGAAUGAUGCCCCCAAGAGCGAACCGAAAAGGAGUGACACCAAGGCGUGGCGACCGCCUCCGAAUAUCUCGAUCUACUUGUCCAAGAUUGAACUUCCCGACCUUCAUCCGGGUCGACUAGCAGCGCAGAAGUCGUCAUCAUCAGCAAGGAGAUCGCCUCCACGUAGCUCUGGACAGACUCCUCCGUUAAGGAUGGAACCUCCACCUGUCCCCAAACAUAACUCUCCAGGUCCUGGUACAAGUCAUGCGAAUCUUCGUCCACCGUCUUCGAACGCGCCGAAUUCACGUCAGCCUAGUUCAAGUUCGAGGAUGUCACCACAACCACGACCGUCUCCACCUAACCCGUCAAUUAGUGGCGGACAAUCAAGGCCUUCCAGCUCAGUGCCUGCUCCGAUCGCCAAACCACAGGUACCAUCACAUUUACCCCCUGAGCCCGAGCCGUUCGGGUUAGGAACCGUGGGGUCCAAGAUCGCCGCCCGACUCUUCUCAUCCAAGUGAUCGUAUCGCCGCGCGAAAGCGCAAAUGUAGCAUGCUA